Nematolebias whitei (Rio pearlfish) is the source of this 2021-nucleotide messenger RNA. It is a transcript of the gene pou4f2, whose product is annotated as POU class 4 homeobox 2. NCBI's taxonomy places the organism in Eukaryota, Metazoa, Chordata, Actinopteri, Cyprinodontiformes, Rivulidae. The record is from RefSeq and is a predicted model, not a curated record. Gene Ontology annotation, biological process: regulation of transcription by RNA polymerase II. The transcript is spliced from 2 exons. Gene Ontology annotation, molecular function: DNA-binding transcription factor activity, RNA polymerase II-specific; RNA polymerase II cis-regulatory region sequence-specific DNA binding. Bases 164 to 1297 code for a protein of 377 amino acids.
CAUCAUACCUGCGCACCAAAUAAUAAAUAGAUGUGAAUCGGUGUUGGACCAGUCUGCACUUUUUCUUCUCCAGUUUCCUGCAGAAGCUCCCAGCUCCACGAGGAGGCGGAGUCUGAAGUGAUAAAAACGGGAACUUUUCUGCGCUCUGGACGCCACAGCAAAUAUGAUGAUGAUGUCUCUGAACAGCAAGCAGCCUUUCAGCAUGGCGCACUCCAGCCUGCCGGAGCCCAAGUACUCGCUGCAUUCCUCCUCGUCCUCCUCCACUCUCACCUCCAACGCGCCUCCGUCGUCCUGCUCCUCCUCGCGCCACAGCAGCAGCAGCGGCAGCAGCAGCUCGGAGGUGAUGCGCAGAGCCUGUCUCCCAACCCCACCGAGCAAUAUAUUCGGAGGCUUGGAUGAGAGUUUGUUGGCCCGGGCUGAAGCUCUCGCGGCGGUGGAUAUAGUCUCGCAGACCAAGAGCCACCACCACCCUCCUCACCACAGCCCCUUCAAGCCGGACGCCACCUACCACACCAUGAACACUCUCCCCUGCACGUCGUCCUCCUCCUCUGUGCCCAUCUCUCACCCGUCCGCGCUGGCCGGACACCACCACCACCACCACCAUCAUCACCAUCACCAGCCUCACCAGGCGCUGGAGGGGGACCUGCUGGAUCACAUCACCCCGGGACUGGCACUGGGCGCCAUGGCCGGGCCGGAUGGCUCGGUGGUUUCCACGCCUGCGCACCCUGCCCACAUGGCGGGCAUGAACCACAUGCACCAGGCGGCUAUCAACAUGGCCCACGCGCACGGGCUGCCGCCGCACAUGGGCAUGAGCGACGUGGACGCCGAUCCCAGGGACUUGGAGGCGUUCGCGGAGAGGUUUAAGCAGAGACGGAUCAAACUCGGGGUGACGCAGGCGGACGUUGGGUCAGCGCUGGCCAGCUUGAAGAUACCCGGGGUGGGCUCCCUGAGCCAGAGCACCAUCUGCCGGUUCGAGUCCCUCACGCUGUCGCACAACAACAUGAUCGCGCUGAAGCCCAUCCUGCAAGCGUGGCUGGAGGAAGCGGAGAAGUCGCACAGGGAGAAGCUGAACAAGCCGGAGCUGUUCAACGGCGCGGAGAAGAAGAGGAAGCGCACGUCCAUCGCGGCGCCGGAGAAGAGGUCGCUGGAGGCCUACUUCGCCAUCCAGCCGCGACCCUCGUCGGAAAAAAUCGCGGCGAUCGCGGAGAAGCUGGACCUGAAAAAAAACGUGGUGCGCGUCUGGUUUUGCAACCAGCGGCAGAAACAGAAACGGAUGAAGUACUCCGCGUGCGUGUAAAUUAAAUAUUAAACCACACACACACAUAUACAUACACACACGCACACAAGACUUGGAACUGGUGAAAUCUGAUUUGUACCAUAUUUCCUAUCACACAUAUUUUUUGUUUCUUCAAUCAUCGAUGACUUUGAACUUUGAAUAAAAUUCCCACGAACGAACAUUGAGUGAGGAACGUGGAGAACACUGCUCCGUGUUGCGCAGAGAGAUGAUGGACACGUGGAGUCCAGGAAGGGCAUCGCAAGUAAGACACUCACUCACCUUUUGAACGCACUCAGCCUCACAGGAGGAUUUUAUUUAUUUAUUUAUUUAUUUAUUUGGAUUUCAUUUGAUGCGUUACACCCUCUAUGAAGUAGAAAAGAAAAAAACAAACAAACAAAAAAAAAAACAAUGAACUCAGAGCACUUGUUUAUUCGUGUUCCCAUUUUUUGGGUACAAUUUCUCUUCCGAGUUCAUCUCAAAGCAGAGUGACAUUUAUUCAGGUCAGUGUGUGUGCGGGGGCGGGGGGUGUUAGGAAGACAGCACGAGCUGAGAGCUAAGAUUAGAUUACUGCCAAAUAACUAUCCUGUAAAUGAACAGUUUUCCUCCUUACACUUCAUUUUGUGUCUAAAUGUGUAAUAUUUCCAAGUAUUUUGUAACCACGUGUGCUCUUAGUCAGCGAUCUGUUGGAUUUUUUUUCUUUUAAAGAUUGGAUAUUUUUAAGGCCGAAAAUGUGACACUUUUUAAU